AUGGAGGACCUUGAAUCAAAAGCUAUAGAAAAUAUUCAUGACAAUUUAAAGAAAUGUAUAGAUAGAAGAAUAUUCAAAAAUACAAAUGAAGAUGAAGAAGAAAGCUCAAAAGAUAUAUUCUUUAUAUACAAUUCAUUAAAAGAAUAUAUAGAACAAUUAAAGCAUACGAACAAUUUUAUACAACGAGAAAAUGAUUAUUUGAGAAAAAAAAAUGAAAAGUUAAUUAAAGAAAGCAAUAAAAGAAAUUCAAUGAAUAGGAAUUCAAAUAAAAAUCAAAAAUAUGGUACAUAUAUUAAUGAAAUAAAUCAAUUAAAUAAUGAAAAUGAAUUUAUUAAAUACAAAUUCCAAAAUAUGUUAAGAAAAAACAUUUCUUUAGAAAGAUCAAAUGCCGAAUUAAAUGAUCAACUACUAAGUAAAGACAACAUAAGUCAAUAUUUGAAAUCUCAAAGUGAAAUACAAAAUAAUAAAUAUAAUAAAGAUGUAAGAAAAAGACAACCAGAAUUGAAUAAUUUUGUUGGCAAUAUAAAAGGGUAUAACAAUCUUAUAAAAAUUAAUAAUACUACUACUAAUAAUUAUUAUAAUAAUUAUAAUAAUAAUAUAGAUGAAAAUAUAAGAGAUAGUUUAAAAUUAAGUGAAAAUAUAGAGGGUAUUAAUAAUAUAAUAACAAAUGAACAUAUAGAUACUUAUGAAAAUAAUAAUGAAUAUCAAAAUAUAAAACAUAAGAAUAUUUCAAGUAUAGAAUCAUUAAAUUUUGAUGAAAAAUUAAAAAGUAUUUGUGCAUGCUCCAUGUUAUUACAUGAUAUACUAAAUAUCUUAAAUCAAAAUAUUAAAUAUGAUGAACCAGGUAUAUUUCAAAAAUCAAUGAAAAGUAUAAAAAUAGAAAAAGAUGAAUUAAUUAUGCAAAAUAAAUUAUUAAAAGAAAAAAUAUUACAAAUAGAAACUUUUAUUUUAAGAGAUCCAUUUUUAGUUGAAAAAUUAUAUCCUACUCAUCAAAAUAUAAAUAACAAUUUUUUAGUAAAAGACAAAAAUAAUUUAUAUCAAAAUAAUAAAAAUAUUUCACUUUAUCGUAAUUUAUGUUAUUUAGAAAACAAAAACUUUAAUUUGAGAAAAGAAUUAUUUCAUUAUAAACAAAAAAUUUUAUUUUAUAAAACUUAUGUAAAUGAUAUGAGGGAUAAACUAAAACAUAACCUAAUUCAAUUUUAUAAACAAUAUCAUGAAAACAAAAACGAAAAUACUGAAAUUAUGACUUCAAUAUAUGAAACGAUUAAUUCGAAAAAUGAAAUAGUUAAUACAUAUAAUCAAUAUAAAAAUCAAAAUAUUUCCUAUUCAAAAAAUAUAUGUGAUAGUAAUACAAAGAAUAAUUCAAAAAUUGAUCAUAAUGAAAAAAUUAUAAUACAAACAUGGACCAAGCUUAAUGAAUUAAAUGUAGAAAAUAAAAAUUUACAAGAUGUUAAGGAUAAGAAUUUGGAACCACUAAAAAAAGACAUCACUUUGGUAGAUUUAAAUAUACCUAAUAAAAAUGACAUGUAUUAUUUCGAAAUAAAAGAAUUAAUAAAUAAAAGAAAGAUUGAACUUGAUAAAAAAUUAAAAGGAGAUAUACAUGUAAAUAUUAAUACAUCAAAUCAUAAUAUCAAUUCUGGUUGUAAUUGUGUAAAAGCGAGAGAGGAGGUUAAAUCAAAAAAUAAUUCAAGCUUAUCUGGAGUUAUAAAAAAUAAAAUUUUAGAAAAUACAGACAAUUCGACAUAUAUACAUAAGAGGAAUAAUUAUAAGCCAAAACAUAUUAAUAAUUACAAUUCUUAUAUUAAUAAAAAUAUUAUGUAUACAUAUAUAAAAUAUAAAUGUAUGUAUGAUUUUUAUAUUCAGAAUAAAAAUAUUCUUAAGAAGGAAAUGAACAAGGAAGAGUUUAACGAAUUUGUUAACAAAUAUUUUCUAUUAUAUAAAAAAAAUAAUAAAACAAAUCAACAUUUUAAUAAUAUAUAUAAGGAUAAAAUGAAACAUUGUAGUCAAACAAUUCCUUGUGUAAAUAAAAAAAAUGAACAUUCAGAAAAUUUGGAUGAAGAUAAAAAUAUAAACCAAAAGGAAACAAACGAUGAAGACACAAAGAAUGAUAAUCUAAAUAUGAAUGUUGAGGAUUAUCAUGAUAUAACCUUAGGAGAUUCUCAUGAAAAUUUUAUUUAUAAUAUCGAAGACGAAAUAAUAAAACAGGAUAUACCAGAGAAGACAUACAAAAAAGAAAAUAAUAUAAAUGAUAAUUUUAAUGAAAAAAAAAAUAUAUAUCAAGAUAAUAAAAAAAGUAAAAGUUUUAAAGAAAAUGGAAAGGAUGUACAUAAAAUACAAGAAAAUAUAAUGAAUAAAAAAAAACAUAAACAAAAGGAAAAAAAAAAGAUAAAUGAAAAGGAAAAAUAUGUAAAAGAAAAGAUAUACAAUUCGUUUGAUAUAAAGAAAGAUACAUACAAGGAGAAUACAGAAAUUUAUAAAAAAAGUGAUGAAGAAAGUGUAGGUAAAACUAAAAAUGAAAUUGAAAAUGUUGAAAAUGAUAAAAAUGUUGAAAGUGAUAAAAAUGUUGAAAGUGAUAAAAAUGUUGAAAGUGAUAAAAAUGUUGAAAGUGAUAAAAAUGUUGAAAAUGAUAAAUAUGAUGAAAAUAUUAAAAAUAAAGAAGAAUGGAAUCAUAAUAAAAAACACGAAAAUUUUGAAAGAUUUUAUGGAGUUGAGGAAUAUCCAAGAAGACAUGAUUCGUCUUUAGAAGUACUAAAAAAAAAUAUUAAAGAUCUUUUAAAAAAGAAAAACAAAGAUGAAAAAUAUGCAUUUCAAGAUGAUAAAAAAGAUAUAAAUGUAUCGGAGGGUAAAAAGGAUGGAAAUGUGCAAGAAGAAAACGUACUUGCAAAUAAGAAUAGUAAUAAUAAUAAAUAUAAUAAUAAUAAUAAAAUAGAAGAUAACAUAGAAAAGGUUGAUGCUACAUUAUUAAAAGAAGAAAAUCAUAUAAAACAAAUCUCUAAUGUCAACAAAAAAAAUGGUUUUGAAAAUGAACAAGUCAAAGAUGAUUCUUUUAAUAUUAUAGAAAAUGUUAAGAAACAUGAAGAAUAUAUAGAUGAAAAAAAUGUAGUUUCUUUUGAAGGGGAUAAUAGUAGAAAGCAAAUAAUCAAACAUAAAUCGAAGGUAUUAAACGAUAACCCCAAAAAAGAAGAUAAUAAAAUGAAUAAGAAUCUCAUAAAUAACGAUAAUAUAAAUAGUUAUUCCAUUGAGGACGAUAAAUCAAAUCAUAAUGAUCAAAAUGAUCAAAAUGAUCAAAAUGAUCAAAAUGAUCAAAAUGAUAAUAAUGAUCAUGGUUGUAUUAAUUCAUUUAAAAGUAAUAUACAUAAUUAUAAUAGUAUAAAUGAAAAACUAUUAAGAGAAAAUGAAAAAAUAUUCACUGACAAAUCAGUUAUUAUAAAUAAUAAUGAGGAAGAAAAAUAUGUAGAAGAUAAAAUAAAUUUUCGUAAUACAAAUUUUUUUAUGAAAUCAGGAAGCGAAUAUUCUGAACAAGAUUUCUUCAAUAAUAAGAAAUAUUCUAAAGUGAACAUUCAAACAUUUAAAGAAAUUAUUUAUCAUUAUGAUAUGAAUAUAUAUAACUUUUACCUGAAUUUAAUUUUAUAUAGUAAAAUUGAUUUAAUAAAAAUGUAUAAGAAUAAAAUUUUUAGCGUACAAAUAAAUUCGGAUGAUAUAUUACAAUAUGCUUUAAAUACUUACAUGAAUUGUAAUAAUAAUAAUAAUAAUUUUGUUAAAGAAGGGGAAUUUAUGAAUAAAAAAGAAAAGAAUGAUAAUUCAUCAAAUAUAAAAAAAUUAAAUGAAAAAGAAUAUAAAACAGUUAUUGAAUAUAUAUGUAAUAAUAGUAAUAAUACUUGUCUAAAAACAAUAUAUCAUAAAAUAAAUUUUAUAACAAAUGAAAGUUAUGAAGAAUUUAAAAAUCGUUUCGUAGAGUGUGGUGGUGUUGUAAAUUUAAUUAAUUUAUUUUAUGAUGAGGAUUUAAAUAAUUUUGAUAAAAUUUUUGAGGUAUCCUUUGUAAAUUUUUGUGAUAUUAUAGGUAUAUCAAGAGAUUCAUGUUCUUAUCAUUUUAAUUGUAUGGAUAAGAAAUUUAAAGGAAAAGGAUAUAUAUUUUUAAGAAAUAUACUACGUUAUUUAAAUGUAGAAGAAGAAAUGAAAGAAGAGUAUCAUAAAUAUAAUUUUAUAUCUAUGCAUUUAAAAAAUUUAAUGUAUAUAUAUAUUACAGAAAAUUUUCACAAUUUACAUGAAUUUUUUAAUGCAGUCAUAAAAAAAAAUAAGUUAUAUAUAAGUCUCAAUGAAUUUAUAUAUUUCUUUUCUUCAAAUGAAAAAAUGGCUAGCUAUAAUUUUGUACAAGAUGAUAUAAUAAAUUUAUAUUAUUCUAUAAUCUUCUAUGUAUAUUAUACAAAUAAAAAUAAAAUUUUACAAACUGUAAAUUAUUUUCAUAAAGGAAAAAAUUACGAAAAUGGAUACAUAAAGAAUAAGUCACAUGAUGAUAAUGAAUAUGUAAGUAGGAAUAAAGACAAUGAUAUAACUAAAUUAUAUACGAAAAAUUAUAAUAAUAAUAAUAAUAAUAAUAAAAAUAAUAAUAAUAAUAAUAAUAAUAAUAAUAACAAAUCCGUUAUGCAAAAUAAUGCACACUGUUUUGUGGAAUAUGAUUUGUCGUUAUGUAAAGAAUAUUUCACACUAGAAGAUUUCGAUUUUGCUAUUGAAGUAAAAGACCUAUAUUUUUAUUUUGAAGGUUCUGAAUGUCCUCUUUCCAAAAUUAAAAGAAGAAUAAUAGAAAUAUAUGGGUCAGUAAAAAAAGGACUAUUUAUUAAUGAUCAAGUUUGUAAUAGUUCAGACGAUUCUAUAAAUUCGGACAGUGAUAUUAAUGAAAAAGAUAUAGAAGAAAAUACUUAUGAUAUAUUUAAAAAAAACAAAUAUAAACAUAUUGAUAAAAUCACUUUAUAUGAAAAAAAAAUUAAAAAUACUUUAGAAAAUGAUAACCCUAAUGAUGAUAUCAAAGUUAAUAAAAUUAAUAAGAAAACCUUUAUGUGCUUAAUGUAUAAUAUAGGUAUACAAAUUGAUUACUGUCUAACCUUAUGGGAAAAUUUCGAACCUUUUUUAGAAGAUCAUUUAUUAGAUUAUAAAAUGUUUUCUGCCUUUUUGAAUGGGAAAAUUAAUUGUUCUAAUCAUGAUAGUGAAGAAAAUAUUCAAAAUAUUAAAAAACAAAUAAAUGAUAUUGAAGAAGAUAAAGAAAUAUCACAUAGACUUAAUCAUCAUAAUAGAUUUAAAGGUACCAUAUGUUCUAAUCUUUUUAUGAAUAUAGAAGAAAUGAACAAUGGAAAUUUAUUAACUGCUGAUGAAAUCGAAGUUACUUGUCAAAUUUUAAAUAACAUUUCUCCUUUCUAUUACUUAGAUAAAAAUGAAAGAAAAAUGUUUAUAAAACAAUUAAAAAAAAAAUGUUAUAAACAAAAUUAUGAUUUAAACUUAUUAAAAAAUCAUGAUAAUACAAAUAAAAAUAAACAUAACACAUCAAAUGAUAACAACGAUUAUUUUAAAAAUGAAAUCAUUAUUCUAAUUAAUGGUAUAUUAAGAAAUAAUAAAGAUGCCAAAUGUUUUAUUAACAGUGUAAAUGUUAUAUAUAAAAAUGAUAUAUAUAAUUACAUUGCACAUACUAAUAUUGCUAUAAUUAAUAUUGAUAAUUCUAUAUAUACACAUGAAUUUAUGAAUCUAAUAGAUAAGAAAAGAAAUAUUUCAGAAGAAUUUAUGAGUAUUGUUAAUAAAAUACCUAUAUUAAAAAAUUUCCCAAAUAUGAAAAAAAUUAGUCUAUCUAUGAAUGUCAAAAAAUGUAUAUUUGAAAAAAACAAAAUAGUUAUAAGAAAACAUGAUGAUCCCAUGCAAUUUUUUAUAUUAAAAGAAGGUAAAAUUAAUAUUUUUUAUCAUACAUCUAAAACAAAAAAUAAUCCUAUCAAUACCAUAAAUCAAUAUCAAUUUUUUGGUGAAGUAUCUUUAAUAUUUAAUACUUUAAGAACUUGUGAUGCUAUAGUAGAAUCAGAUACAGCUUGUUGCUAUUCUAUUUCAAAAGAAUAUUUCUUAUCUCUCUUAAAUAAAGAUAUAGUUACAGAAUUUGUUGAGUAUAUACGUAAAACGUAUACAAAGGGUAUAGAAAGUAUUAUAUCAAAUUAUGCAAAUAGUAAUGAAGAUGUCGAACAAAUGAACAAAUAUAGAAAAAUACAAAAUGAAAAGAAAAAUAAAAAUAAAAUAAAUCAAAACAAAAAUAAUAAUGAUGAUGAUAAUAAUAAUAAGAUUAUUACUUGUGAUGAAUAUGAAACAGAUGAAUGCCAAAAUUUGUCAUCUGAUGAAAAAAAGAAAAUUAUUUCUAUUAUAAAUAAUAAAGAAAAUAAAAAUGAACAAGAUGUAAAAAAAAGUAAUUCAUCUCCUUUAUCCAUAACAAAUAGCUUUAAUAAUAUGCAAAAAAAUAAAAAAUAUAUAUCUAAUUCUUUUAAUAAAAAAAGUUAUUAUACUAACGACUUUUCAAAUAAAACUUUAAAUAAUAAAUUGUCUAUUACUUCAAAUAAUUUAUCAACUGAUUAUAUAUCUCUAGAUAUUGAAUACAUUGAUAAAAAUAAUAUACAAUCUUUUUAUAGUGAUUUAGACAAACUGUUAUUAAAUAUUUUUAAUGCUGAACAAAAAUAUUUCACUGAAGAAAUUGAAACUAAUUUAAUGAAAAUCAAAUCUUUCAAAAAGAUAUUAAGACAAAUGAAAGACAAAGAAACAUUUUUAAAAAAUCUGAAAUAUGAAAAAUGUCCUAAGGGGAAAUAUAUAAUAUUAGAAGGAGAUCAUUGUGAAUAUUUUUAUUUUAUAAAACAAGGACAAAUUUCUAUACAAAAAUUUAAUCAACAUAAAAAUAUGUAUGAUGAAUUUGUUACAUAUAAUGAAAAUCAAUAUUUUGGUCAUCAGCUAAUAUUAAAAAACAUUAAAGCUUUUUUCAUAGCAGUAGCAAUAAAGGAUACUGAACUAUAUACUUUAGAAGCAUCUCUUUUUUUAGAAUUCCUUUCUCCUUUUAUUGAUAUGCUUAAUAUAAUUAAUGAUAUAAAUCAGAUAGAUGUAUUAAACGAAGAUAUAAAAAAUGAUUUCCAAAAAAAGAAACAUGAUAAAAAUUAUAUAUUAAAAGUAUUGAAAUUUUUAAAAAAAGUUAAUAUUAUACAAAAAUUAGAUAAUGAUGCUCUUUAUAAUGCUUCUAAAAAUUUUACACUACAAUUUUUCAAAAAAGGUCAAGUAAUUAUAAAAUAUCAGGAUACUCCAGAUUUCUUUUAUAUUAUUAAGAAAGGGAUUGUUGCUGUAAAGACAGAUUUUAAAGAAGAUACAAAUGAAUAUGUGUCAAAUCAAAAAGGUGUAGAGAAAAAAUUAAAUGAAGAAAAAAAUAUUUUAAAAGAUAAAAUAAACAAAACGAAAUCAUUCUAUUUAUAUAAAUAUGAUUAUUUUGGAGAAUUAUCUAUCAUCAAUGAACAAUUAAGAACAACUAGAUGUGAAGCUUAUACAAAUUGCUUCUUAUUAGCAAUUGAUAAAAUUUCUUUUACUAAUCAUUUUUCUAGCUUAUUUAAUGAUUUAUUACAAGAAGCUGAUAUAAAAUAUACUAGAAGCUAUUCAUUACCACCCUGGUUAAAAUCUAUGUAUGGAAAUAAUUUUAAUACAAACAUGAACUCCCUUUCUAUAAAAAUACCUGACUCGGCAAGCUCAUUCAGUAGCAUUUCUGAAGAUAGUAGCGAUGUUUUUAGUUUUGAGAAGGAAAUAAAUGAGAAACUAAAAGAAGAAAAAAAAAAAAAUCAAAAAGAAAAGGAAAAGGAAAGAGAAACAAAUACAUAUCAUUAUCAAACAAAGAAAGAUGAUCAAAAAGAUAUAACAAGGAAAAAUAUUAAACAUAAUAACGAACAAAAGGAAAAGAGUCCUUAUGAUAUCCAAAGAUAUCAUACAAACAAUUUUAAAAAUUCAAAAAGUACUUUUAGUGAAUAUAGUAAUUACAGUAUAGAUAAUGAAAAAGAAAUGAAAAAAAUUAAGGAGGAAAAAGAAAAAAAAAUUAAUGAAAUUAAGAUGAAGGAAUUGAAAGUUAUUGAAAAGAUAAAAUUGAAAGAAGAGAAAAAGCUAAAAUCAAUUAUGAAAAGGAAGGUAGACGAAAUUAAUAUGAACAGUAAUAGUAAUAUUAUUAAUUCUGAACAGACGUAUGAUCAUCAGGGUGAUGCCAAAAAUAAUGAUAUGAAGGAUAAGGAAAAUACAGCAACAAAUACGUCUGAUACUACUACAUAUAAUAAUAAUAAUAAUAAUAAUAAUAAUAAUAAUAAUAAUGAUAGUGAUAAUGUUUUAUGUUAUGCGAACCAGGAGGAUAAAAUUGAGGAAGAAAAAAAAAAAACAAAAAAUGCUCAUGAAGAAUUGUUAAAUAAAAAUCAUCAUAGUGUGACAAAAGAAAUUAAAGAAGCUGAUAUAUAUAAACAUGAAAAUAAAGAUUCAAGUAGUAAUUUAGUAAAGAAUGAAUACAUAAAUAUAGAAAAUGAAGAAAAUGAUAAAUAUGUUACUGAUUUUCCUAAGAAAUCUUCAAGUAUUUUAAAAAAAAAAAUUAGUAACUCUAAUUCAUCUGAACUUGAUAUAAACAAAAUGUUGGAAACAUUAAUUGCGUUCAUUAGUUCUGAAUAUAAUUCUAUAUAUCAUUUUUAUAAAGGUAUAGAUAAAUUUAACACUGGGUAUGUAAAAUAUAAUGAUUUCUUAGAUUAUAUGAUUUCUUUAAAUAUAGAAGAUUUAUUUGGAUCUCGAGAAAAUUUAGAAAGUGUGUUUAAAUAUUUAUGUAAUGAAAAGAAUAUAUUGACAUUAAUAGAUUUAUAUAAAAAUAUUUAUAAGGAUGAAGAAAUAGAUAAAUAUGAAUUAAAUUUAAGAUUAACCGAAGUUUAUGGUAGUAGUACCUUAGCUUUUAAAAAUAUCGUAUUUUUGAAUGUUGAAGAUGCUGUAUGUAAUUAUAUUAACUUUGAAAUAGUAUGUGAGAAAGUUGGACUAAGUAAUACAAAUAUAAAAAGUAUUUGGGAUGAAAUUAAUAUAAUGAAUGAAGAAUAUAUUCCUUUAGAAAUUGUUCUUAGUAUAAUGAAUGGUGAAUUAUUUAUUGAAGAAGCAUAUAAUGCAUAUAAUUUAAAAAAAUCUCUUUUAAAUCAAGUAGUUAAUUUUUUUCAAGGAAACGAGAAUCUCACAAAAAUGAAUACUGAUAUGAUGGAAACAAAUUUUGAAGUAACAUAUGAAGAACCUAUAAUAUUAAAUAAAGGUCAUCAUAAAAUAUUUACGAAUGAAUGUACACAUAUAGUUAAAUUAUUAGAAAGUAAUAUAUAUUUUAAAUUUCUAACACUAGAACAAAGAUCCUUUUUCACUACAUUAAUGGAUAGACAAAUUAUGAAUUAUGGUGAUAUUAUAAUUAAACAAAAUGAUGAAGAAGCACCUAUUAUAUGUAUUUAUGAUGGUAAAGCCAAUUUAAUUACAUAUAAUUUAUUUGGUAUAGAAGCUCCAAUAGGUUCUGUUGAAAAUAAUGAAAUAUAUGGAUGUGAUCAAGCUAUUAAUGAAAUUCCAUCAAAUUAUGAAGUAAAAAUAAGUUCAGAUAUAGCAACUGUAUGGAUAUUAGAACGAAGUGUAUAUAAAGAAAAUGUAAAACCUAUGUUAGAAGAAAGACAAAAGAAUUGUACUCAUAUUUUACCAGUUCUUAGAAAUGUACCUAUAUUAAGAUAUUUAUCUGAAGAAGAACUUGUUCAAAUAUCAUAUGCAAUGAAAGUAGAAAUAUACCAUCCUAAUCAUACUAUUAUAAAAGCAAAUACAUAUGAUGAUAAAUAUUAUAUUAUAUGUAAAGGAUUAGUUACUGUUGAAAAAAAUACAGAUUGUAAUAAGGAUAAAAUAGUUUUAUCUAAUUUAAAAAAAGCAGAUUAUUUUGGUGAAUUAGCUCUCAUCAAAAAUAUUAAAAGAACAGCUAAUGUUAUCUUAGAUACUGAAGCAAUUUUGUUAUCCCUUAGUGAUUCAGAAUUUAAUAGACUUCUUCAUUUACAUUUUAAUAAAUUUUUAAAUAGAGCCAAAGCAAAUUAUAAAAGAGUACAUAUGAAAAAAAAAACAAGCAUACAAUCUGAUAUUAUUAAUCUAAAUAGUAACACAAAUAUUCAUACACUUGCUUCAUAUCGAUCAAAAAAUAAAAUAGUUACUAUACAGGAUAAUGAAGAUAACGAUAAACAUAAAAAUGAUGUUACUAUGUCCAAGUUACCUAAGGGUAACAUAAGUUUCUCUAUUGAAGAAAAACAAGAUAAGAAACAAAAAGAUGAUGCACAAAAUGUCCAAACAGAUAAUAAUAAGAAAAAGAAAGAUAAAGAAAAACAUACAAAAAAAAAUAAUAAAGAUAAGGAAAAAGAUAAAAAUAAAGAAAAGAAUAAAAAAAUUAAAAAUAAAAAGAAAGAGGAAACAUGA
Molecule: messenger RNA, 10479 nt
Organism: Plasmodium adleri (nom. inval.)
Lineage: Eukaryota; Apicomplexa; Aconoidasida; Haemosporida; Plasmodiidae
Product: rap guanine nucleotide exchange factor,putative
Exons: 2
Coding region: 1-10479 (3492 amino acids)
Source: RefSeq, a predicted model, not a curated record